AUGGAAGUGUCCGCCCUCUCCAAAACUCUUAAACCUACUCCUGAUCUCAAUCAAGAGUCCUCGGGUCCUCGGAUUAUCAUUGCCUUAUUCGAAAUUGGAUCCCUUCCCCCUGUCUCCUGGGGUUCUCUCCCUUCCCUAAAUAGUAGUGGUCAUCAAGUAACUGAACAACAGACUGCACAAAAGUUUGAAAAUCUCUUAAAAGAAAUUAAAGACAUCAUUAAAAGUGUCACAAGUUGUGGAGAGAAGAUCACAGAAACAAAAGAUUCUUUUGAGGAAACCAGUAUUUCUGAGGAUGUGUCAGAACUUAAAGAAAAAAUCAGAGAACUUGAUAAGAUAAAUAAAGUGUUAUUGAAAAACUUGCUUGGUAGUUCAGACCUAGAGAAAGAACAGAAUGUAAAGAAACAGGAGAUGAUAUUGGAAAACCAGAAUUCCAAGGACAUGGUACAAACUUUUGGAAAGGAUUUGGUAAGUCAUUCAGAAGAAAACAGACCCCUUAAUGAAACUCAAUUAAGCAAGGAAAAAGCAAAUUACAGACACCAUCAUAUUCAAGAAGAAAACAUCAAACUUAGGAGCAACAUGGAGCAGUUACUACAGGAAGCUGAACACUGGAAUGUGCAACAUACUGAGCUUAGUGAACUAAUAAGAUCAUAUCAGAAAUCUCAGAAAGACAUACAAGAAACUCUUGAAAAUAAUGGAGUGCAUUUCCAAACUCAACCAAAUAACGAGGUGUCAGCUAAGCAUGAACUGGAGGAACAAGUGAAGAAACUGGAACAUGACACAUAUUCAUUGCAUUUGAUUGCAGCUUUGCUGGAAAAUGAAUGUCAAAUCUUACAGCAGAGAAUAGAGCUUCUCAAGGAACUCCAUCAUCAGAAAGAGGGAACUUGGCGAGAAAGUCCAAUUCAGAUAAAUUGUGAACAAGACAAGAAAAAACAGAAACUAUCAGAAACAGAGUAUAAGGAAAAAAUGCAAGGAAGAGAUGGUACAUCUCAGAAAAAACACAAAGUCUACAAAAGCCUGGAUGCUUGUAGUAAGAAAGCUCUUAAUAACCGCUUCAAUACCCAUAUUGCAAGAAGAGAUCUUGUGGGAAAAAAGAGGCCAUCCAGCAGCCUAACUUAG
Molecule: messenger RNA, 1116 nt
Organism: Puma concolor (puma)
Lineage: Eukaryota; Metazoa; Chordata; Mammalia; Carnivora; Felidae
Gene: SPZ1
Product: spermatogenic leucine zipper 1
Cellular component (GO): nucleus
Molecular function (GO): DNA-binding transcription factor activity
Source: RefSeq, a predicted model, not a curated record